Drosophila kikkawai is the source of this 567-nucleotide messenger RNA. RefSeq names its product Insulin-like peptide 2 (gene Ilp2). NCBI's taxonomy places the organism in Eukaryota, Metazoa, Arthropoda, Insecta, Diptera, Drosophilidae. The record is from RefSeq and is a predicted model, not a curated record. Gene Ontology annotation, cellular component: extracellular region. Gene Ontology annotation, molecular function: hormone activity.
CAGCAUCUUCCCCAGAGUUAAUCCCCAAGAUCACAGGGACACACAACCAUGUGCAAGGCAGUCGUCUCCCUCACCUCGGUGCUCCUCGUGCUGCUCCUGGCCUGCAACUCCUCGCUGGCCCAGAUGCCCUACUCGGAUUACAGGCUGUGCAGCGAGAAGCUCAACGACAUGAUGAUGAUGGUGUGCGACGAGUUCAAUAGCAUAAUGCCCCAGAAGCGGGGCAUGAGUAAGUCAGUUGCCAGUGAACUGGACCCACUCGAUCCCAUUCAGUACGUGGAGGCCAAUGAGGAACCGGGGCAGCUGACCAGUCCGCUCCUGCGCGGUCGCUUCUAUGGAGGCGAAGUCGCGGCCCUCAAUUCCUUGGCUUCCAUACGGCGACGCACGCGAGAGGGCAUCGUGGACAGGUGCUGCAAGCACACCUGUCCCUACGCCGUCCUCAUGGAGUACUGCUCCGUGGCGGCCAGUCCGUAAAUUGCUCUCCAAUCCGAAUCACUCUUCCGACUCUUGACUCAGGACCCAAUUGUUUGCCUCAGGACCUGGUUGCAAACCAGUACAUACGAAGGACGA